This is a messenger RNA of Porites lobata, 8803 nucleotides long. The record is from the annotation of a GenBank genome assembly. NCBI's taxonomy places the organism in Eukaryota, Metazoa, Cnidaria, Anthozoa, Scleractinia, Poritidae.
AUGCCUCUUUUCAAGAAAGGGGGAGCUAACUUUAGCGAUUCUCGUAAAAGUGAUAGCGACAAAAAACAUUCAAACAGUCGUUCAUCGGGCGUUGUAGCUCAAAAUAAUUCGCAAAUCAGCUCAACUACGCAACCGUCCGUUCAAGCUGUUCCGCCGCAACAAAAACAAUCUUCAAAUUUGAAUUCCGCUUCUAGAACGCCUCAUCAGCCGCAAACCGGGGUAAGACAACAGCCUCUUGAACCCCCAGCACCGCCUCCUAAGUUCGUGUUUUACUGUCAGCUGGCACAUGGAAGCCCGACAGGAAAAGUGGAAGGUUUCACUAACGUGAAAGAGCUUUACCAGAAAUUAGCCGAGGUAUUCAAGCUUCAAACCAGCAACGAGGUUUGUAGUGCUAUAAACCAAAGCAUUGUUUUGGGACUUGCAUUAAGAUGACUGUCUUUGGCAAGAUCAGAGUACCACUUUGAUACUAAUACCGUUUUCUCUCAUUAUUCAUACUAUCGAUUUACAUUAAUUAUAUCUCUUUGUUGCUCGACGUGCUGACUGCUGAUUAAAUUUAAGGCUUAGGUUACUGGGGAUUGUUUUGUUUAGAAUCUUUAGAUCGACCUCGAAAGUGAUAGGAAUUUCAUCAUAAACUUACGUCUUAGUUUAAACCACUUAUUUAUUGAAACAUUUAUUUAAAAAAAGAAGAAAGAAAAAUGCUUCCAGUUAUAAAUCCUAAACUUUUACAUGUAGUUACUAGAACACUGCUUAGUGGUGCUGAUAAUUCUAUUCUCUUCCAGACGGUAAAUAAGCUUACUUAUUUUACAACAGUGUGUUAAGUACUAUAGCACUGACAUGCAAUUUACAUGUAGUUUUGCACCAGUAAUAAAAAUUUAUGCCAGGAGAGCUUUCCCUGUAAUAAUUAUAGUCAAGAUUAUGCCUUUAGCAGAUCUGUUUUUUUGUGUAUAAUUUAAUUUAAUUUGAUUCCAGCUGCCGACAUUAAAAAUUCUUGUAAAUUUUUCAUAUCAGUAAGGCCUUUUUUGCCAUAAGACAGUCAUACCUGAAUGUGCGGCAAUUAACCUCUCCUAGCCGCCGGAGGACCUUAACCAAAAUACUGUAAAAUUUUGAAAAUGAGCCCCUCCAAAUAUAAGCCCCCCAGACUCGUAAUGCAAGAAACCCUUCAUUAAAUCGUCCCUUCAAAUAUAAACCCCUGGGGACUUGUACUUGGAAGUUGCCCUCAAAUACAAAGUAAAACAAAGCAAAAACGGCAAAUUUCCUUCCAACUAUAAGGCUAGGCAAUUAAUUUUGAAAUGCAAAUUUCCCUCCAUAGAUAAUCCCUUUGGAAUAUAAGCCCCUCCAAAACCCCAAUGUUCCAAAUUCCAUUUCAUUCAGGAAUAACGAUAUUAUGGUAGAUGAAAAAACUACUUUAUUGAUUACCUCUAAAUGGUUACUGGUUUAUUUCAUUUAUUUUAGUUGAAGCUAUGACAGUGUACAAUCUUGAGAUAAUAAUAAGCUUUGUUCUCUUAUUAUUACUUGAGAUUUUUAAUAUCUGAAGGGUUUGCUUUAACCAAUAACCAUUUAAUGGUGUAUUCAUUUGGGAUGAGCAGAUCCAGAUCAGGAUUCAUGAUCUAAGAUCACUCACAUCAUGGUUUAUCAAAGAUACCGGUGAAUCCUUGUUCAAAUGGGAUGAUUUCAUGGGCAGCUGUAAUGCCCCAUGAUCCGCAAGAUGAUUAGAUCAUGGAUCACCAAUCCUGAUCAUCCAGAAGAAUGCACCUUUAAAGUUUUAAUGGCAUGGAAGUCCUUUUGUGAUAAUAACUCAGGUUCAAGCAUAAAAUUGUGAUCUUGCAUUGUUUCAAUGAUCACAGGACAGUUUUAUGCAAAGCUAGUAGGACAAGCCCUUCAACCUGUGUUUUUAAAAUGCUUUGAACCUCCAUGUGCGACCACCUCUUGAAGUGGCCAGUCCUUCCUUAAGCGACCUCUUAUCAAGACACCAAAAUUUUCCUUUCAAGGCCCCAUAGUUAGAACCUCUCAUAAUUGAUAAACCACCAGAAGCGCUUUUUGGGAUGACAUUUGACAAUUUUCCAUCAUUUUUUACCUCUUGUAAGCGACCACUUUAUGCAUUGUGCGAUCUCUAUGUUUGCUGUAUGUGCUAUGCCACUUAGAACAUAUGAAGAACUUUCAGUGAUAGCAUGGAACUAUUGAUAUCAUUACUUAGAAAUUGUAUGCAGGUAAUAAUUAAAUUUUCUCAUCCAAAAAGUAGAUGUGUUGGGACCUCUUUUUGAAAGAGACCCUCUUGUGGGUUCGAUUCUUGUAAUCGAUUACCUCCUGGAAGCGACCAUUAAAACUUUGCAUUUUGGGUGGUUGCUUACAGGAGGUUUGACUAGCUGUUAUUAUGAUUGUUGUGGAAAUAAAGAUGAUAAAUUGUUAUCAUAUUUUUAUUUCCAUACAGAUAUUGUUCUGUACACUUAAUACAUACAGAAUUGACAUGGAAAGGUUACUUGGUGGCCAGAUUGGUCUUGAUGACUUCAUUUUUGCACACGUAAAAGGACAGAGAAAAACUGUGACUGUCAUGAAAAACAACCCAGCACUGGGUUUGACCAUAACAGACAAUGGAGCUGGUUGUGCAUUCAUCAAGCGAAUCAAGGAGGGAAGCAUCAUUGAUGGAGUGGCUCAGAUUUGUGUUGGAGACCACAUCGAGGCCAUAAAUGGCAGUGAAGUUGUCGGUAUUAGGCAUUACGAUGUUGCACGAAUGUUGAGAGACACUCCUGUGGGACAGGAAAUAUCUUUUCAACUAAUUGAGCCAAUGAGGGGCUUUGGUGAGCUAACUUGAUAAUGUUGCACUUUUUAGCAUAUAUCAUUAAUUUUUUAAACUGACAUGUUCAGACAGCCAGUUCUAACCCCAAUAUUGAAUGUUGCCAAAGUAGCCAUGCCUGCAGGAUUGCGCGUUGCAUGUACGUUUAUUUAAGCAAUUGAUAGAAGAGGUGGCAAGUCUAUUUUUGAUCUUGUGCAAAGUUUAAAAGAUUCUAUGCAGGUUAUUUUUAUUAUUUCUCACAUGCCGUUAUGAUGUAUAUUUUUUCAGAGGGGAUUGGCCCAAGAACUUCAAGCCGAGGAACAUCUUCUGUGGACUCUGCAGCUACUUCCAACGCAGUUGGAAGUGGUAAGGCGACACUAAGACUGCGAUCUAAGGGCCCACCACUGGUGGAGACUGAAGAAGUGAGUUAUCAUUUACAGUUACUGUUCAUCUUUGAUGUAGCAUUGAGGUACUUGUUUUACUUUAAAAUAUUAGCCAGAACAUACCGGUAAUUCAAGGGGGUGCUUAUAACAUUGUUCAAAGACAAUGUGUAACAUUUGUAUUGAAACAACAACAAAACCUGAGUUUUGGAAGACAAUAUUCCUGUCAGCAAAGGUGCGUGCAGGACACUUGCAAGGCUGUCCUCUAAGAAAAAUUGAAGGGAGCCCAGUGUUCUGAACCUGUGGAAUAAAGGGUGCCCAGCAUAGGAUUUCUAUCAAGAAACUAAGAUUUUCUAGUUGCCCGAAAGUAACAGUUAGGCACCAGGGAAUACUGGGUGCUGCUAGAGUACAGCCUUGCUUGCACUGAAUUUACCGGUACUAUCAAGACUAUGGCACUAGGGUACCUUUAAGGCUGCCUCGUCCCCAGUCAUCUCUCAUUAUUAGUAUUUGGUGUGGAAGACUAGAACGGGCUCUUUAACGAAGGGGAUGACGCAUAACCCAAGCACUUCCCUAGUAAAUAAUUAAUGAGUAGAGACAACUUAGAGACGACUGGGGACGAAUCAGACCUUUAAGGGGUUAAGGUUGUUAAGUUCUUUUCUAAGUGUUUCCAUCAUUUCUUCUUGGGAAUCCCCAAGUUAUUGCCUUGUAAUUUGGAGAGGGUUCCUCUUUUGUCAGGCCCCUGCAUGGGAAGUCAAAGCUGCUCAGAAGAUUGACGACCUCUUGGAGAGCUUCCUUGGCAUUAGAGACCCUGAUUUAGGUAGGUCAACGUUAAUAAAAAUAGUUAGACAAUGACAGCUACCAUUUACACCCAGGGGGGUGGGAGCAGGGGUGGGGGUGGCAGUUACUCAACAAAGUUUUAUAUAAUGAGGCUUUGCCCUGAGGUCCAACCCGUUACCCAUUUAUAUACCAUUUUUGACAGAAUUUGAACUUGGGAGGGUGGCUAACAAAUCCAGCAAGUGAUCAGAGCGGACUCAAACCCAUAGGACUGUGGGAUUGUGAAUCCAGUGCAAUGACCACUCAGUCACGCUGCCUCCUCAAAGUUGUAUUGAAUUCAGCGAGAGUGAAACCUAAUGACCUCUGAAUUGCAAGUACACUGCACUCUAGACCAUUGAGCUACUUUACCUCUGGCCUUGUGCAGUUUGUGCAUGUUUACUGAGGGCUUACAUAUAAAUAUUAAAUCUGCCAGGAAUAUUUCCCUGACUCCAAAGAUUCUCUGCAGAGGUUCACUCCAGCUUACACUUUUUUGCACAGAAAUGUUCUAACGAAUAUGAUUUCUUGCAAGCCAAAAUUCUUAAAAAUCUGUAAGAAUGCUAGUGAAGUGAUACAAAAUUGAUUGUGUCGGCAGUCAUACGACAAAACAAAGUUUUUCCAUUGCUGUUUUUUUUGUGUGUCUGCCUUUAGUUUUGUUUUGUUUUGCUCAGAUUUAAUACUAUUGACUAGAACCAUUUUACCCUGCGGGCAGAGGCCCUGCGAUCUUUCUAGAUAAGUCGGGAAGAGGAAGGGACCUCUGCCAGCCGCCUCAACUUUGCCUGUUGAGCAUGCGACUUAUCUAGGAAGAUUGAAGGGCCUCUGCUCACAAGGUAGUACCAUUUAGAGUGCUGUAAACUUUAUUAUCACUUCAUUUAUGUGGUAUGAAGUGACCUCACAUUAGGAAAUGUCUCCACCUUUUUGCAGACCAGUCAAACUGACUCUCUGUUGCACAUGGUGAGAGAAAUAAAUGUCAAACCUCAUCACUUAUAUGAUGUUUCCUUUUUUUUCACCUCAGCUGAGACUCUGGUCACAAAGAGCAAGACCUUAAACAAUCCAAGUGAUUUUGCAGUGGCUGUAGAUGAGGAAUUUGGCGACUUCCAGUUCCCCGAUGAUUUUAUUUUCGAUAUUUGGGGUGCAGUGUCAGACAGUAAGAGGGGGCGAUGAUAAUAGUUGUUAAUGUACUCAAUUAAAAUAGCAAUUAUUAUUAUUAGUGAAGAGAUGCGUAGGCAUUGUAAGUGACAUCUAAUUAACUACUAGAUUCUCUUAUUAAAAGUGUGCUACGUUUGCUUGGAAAUAUGGAGCAAAUUGGCAUACUAUCAACUGUGGUAGGCGUAACUACAGAAUACAGGGCCAGUUUUCUAGGUAUAUAUUUGUUGGGGUGGCUCAGUGGCACGACGGUCACUGACGAGCCUCUGAGCUGCCAAGCCACAGAAACCUAUAGAGUGUUUUCACAUGACGUCACGGCGGCCAUAUUGGUGUCCCAAAACAAUGAAACGGCGGCCAUGUUGGUGUCCCAAACAAAUCCUGUUUGGAGUUUAACUCUUUUCUUAUGCAAACGCCUCCUUUUGUUGCAAUAAAUUUGCAUAGAUGCUGACCACGUGAGUGAAACACUCUAUUUAGACUCUAGCCCCAACUGACAAGCCACCAAGCCUCUAAAAUACAGUGUAUAAGAUCCUAGCCUCAACUGACGAUCCACUGAGUAGACUGCGAGCAGUCUCUUUUUUUCUUCAGAUUUAGUAAGGGGAGUGCAAGCGCGCGAGCGUUGCGAGAAACAAGGACGGCGUCUCGCGCCUUCAGUCACGCGCGUGGUCAUUUGCGUGUCUCGGGCGUUUUGCUCGACGGACCAAGAAAAGAGAGAGACUGCUCGUAGUCUAUCCACUGAGCAAGUGAAAUAUUUACCUUCACUUGCUCUUUAAAACUUAUGUCUUUCUUAUGCCGGUCUUACAGUUAUAUGUCUUAUAUCUUUAUCGUUCUAUUAACACUCGUAUUGACUAGCGAGCCACCGAACCACUUUUUUAAGACCUUUAGAUAUGGCCCCAGCUGUAUUCUGUGGUUGCUCAUUAGCAAUCAUUUGGGUUGUUGUUUCUCUCAACCCUGUCCUCGUUGAAAAAAUCUUUAUAUAAUUUUUUGAGAAAUAUUAAAUGUAGUUUGCAUGUGUAUGACACAUAAACGUGUUCUAGAACGUCCAUGCGUAUAGUCACCAUGACAAUCAAAUUACUUAUUAGUAUUUGUGGUUAUAGACUUUGUUACAUGUACAGUCUGUACUUAGUAAUUAUUAUUUCUCGUUGCUACCGCUCUGCAUUAAGUAUGGCAAAACUUGUUUUCCCUAGUUAAGAACCGUAAAUGAUCUUACGCCCGGGGCAUCUAUUUACUUUCAGGAGCCAAAGCAGGAGCGUUUGAUAGAGAGGAGGCGUUUAUUCUUCGUAAAAUGCCUUUUAAACAAACUCUACAAAACUUAUAUGCUUUAGAUGAAUAUGCCACAAUAUUUUAUAAACAGCAGAUUACGCAGUCCAGAGUUGAUACGUCGAGGCCGUUUAGAGAUCUAUAGCGUUUUAAAGCUCUAUUUCGAUAUCAGUGUCCGAACUUUGAAGUUGUCUUUGAGCAAGAUGUAGUACGCAAACCCCUAGAACGAAACUGAAUAAAUUGAUUGAUUUUGCUCUACUUCGCUAGUUCCAAGUAUUUUGGAACAAUUUUCAUGCAGGGCGCCUAUUAAACAGGGGGCAUUUAUUAAAGAGUGGCAUCUAAACCAGACUUAAAAGCGUGGGGUGGGCGGCAGGGGGCGUUUAUUUAAGAGAGGGCGUUUAUUAGAACGUUUACGGUAUUAAAGUUGGGACCCGUAUUUAAGUAGGGACGCUUCGUGCUAAUAAAACUUGUUUAAUUUAGCCUCUCCUUUUGAGCACUGUUACGCCAAUUACUAUUUGCUAGUAACAUUAAUAGUAAAUGAGUCAUCCGUUUUCCAAAACUUUUGGGUUCAAAUUAUGCGAGGAGAAAAAUAUAGGUAUUUCAAAUAUAUUUGAAACUUUUGCUUGUAUUUAUGUGUUACUGAUGGGUAACAAAGACGACUAUAAGUUGGUGUACGGUAGAAUGGUAAGUGGUACUAUAAUUUAAAAUGCUUAUAUUCGAAGAGCGUUUAAGUAAGCUAAUUCCACGGCGCGGUUAAUUCAAAACGCCCGUUUACGCUAACGAUUGUUUAUGCGAUUUAGAUGCGUACUUGCGACGAUCAGUUUCCCCUAAAUUAGCUUGUUCAUAGAUCCUCCAUUUUUCCUAUAGAGAUCGUCGAGCGCGCGUAUGAAAAAAAAACCCCGCGGGGCCAGGGAUUUAUUGACCUCUAGCGCAAAAGUGGUUUAGGUGGGCAAUGUGUUUUUUCUAGCCCUUCGCGUUCGCCAAAUCGGUCUAAAAAGCAUUUUUUGGACAGGCUACCGCAUUACCUGUUGCUUGUGUGCUUAAAUUUUGAGGUGAUUCAGUUCUUGACGACUUUCUGCGUGAGUUUUAAAAGUGUUAAAGUUUUCACACGAGCUGCUAGGUAACCCAUGGUAACUGCGGCAUGAAGAUUGAGGCCUCGUCCACACGUAUCCGGAUACUUUUAAAAACGGAGAUUUUUUUCUUCGUUUUAGAAAAAAUACGCGUCCACACGUUAUUGGAAUCAUUUUGCCUGUCCACACGAAAACGCUGAAACGAUGGAAAUACGAUAACAUCCCAUAUAGGGCAUGCGCUGUACGAUGACUAUAAUGUAAGGCGUCAGCAAUUCUCGUCCCCAGAGCCACUCGGCUUAAUUUGUAACCGACCCGACCACGUGACCAAGAAACGACGGGCUCUGGGGACGAGAAUGGACGUCAGCAUUUUUGAAAACCUCUGUUUUCGUCUGUCCACACGAAAACGAUGAGCCGGCAUUUCCGUUUCCGAAAACCUGCAUUUUUGGCGCCCGAAAACGCCGUUUGAGUGUGGACGGAAGGCUAUGACGGAGAAAAAAGAAGUCUCUGUUUUCUAAAGUAUCCGGAUACGCGGAUGCUUGUGGACAAGGCCAGAGUAAUCGCCGCCUAAAUUCUAGUAAAAAUCGCUGGUCACUAAUCAGGGGGAAUAGAACCAUUUAUCAUGGUUGUCACAGGUCAGGAAAUUGUCAGGGGAAAAAAAUUCUUCAAGGUCAGGGAAAAGUCAGGGAAUUUCACUUCGAGUCAGGGAAAAGUUACUUCUUUGAAGGAAGUUAGGGAAAAGUGAAAUUUUAAGAGUACACUUUUAUUGUUUUCCCUCUACUUUUGCUGUUUUCAAACAUUUUACGGACAUGAAUUGUGUUGCAUUGGUAAAAUAUUGUUCAUGAAAUUGUACGACAAGCUGAUGUUGGUUCUUCAAGAACAUCAUUGUUUUUUUGCACGUUAUGUUAACGAGCUAUUAAUUCAUGUACACCGCACGUGACUUGCCGAAAGCAUUAUAGUAAAUGGGUAGAGUAGAUGGCUGUGAGGGGAGGGUUCAGUCCAUCAUCAGGACUAAUCUGUGAAAUUGUUAAUUCAAUUAGGGAAAAUUCAGGGAAUUUCAGAAACCUCUACCUGUGGCAACUGUGAUUUAUUGUUUUAGGUUAUAGGGAAUGAUAGAAAUUCUUGCAAGGAAAAAAGUAGUAACUGCUAUAACUGAAUAGUGAUUUUAUUUAUAGGGCUAGAAUUGUAGCAGCUUGCUAUAUGCAUGUAUGUCUGCCGAUGGUAAUGAGAAUAUAUAAAAACGGCAGACUGGUGCUGCGUUGUACAUACAGUUUUAUGUUUUAUAUGUAGAAUUUGUUCCUCAGACUGCGGAAUGAUAUGUAACGAGGGUAUUUGAUGCACGGUUUAAAGGACGGUGAAUAUCUUGAAAGGAA